Conger conger (European conger) is the source of this 3045-nucleotide messenger RNA. RefSeq names its product potassium channel tetramerization domain containing 9a (gene kctd9a). The transcript is spliced from 12 exons. Bases 123 to 1292 code for a protein of 389 amino acids. The record is from RefSeq and is a predicted model, not a curated record. Gene Ontology annotation, biological process: protein homooligomerization. Gene Ontology annotation, molecular function: protein binding. Lineage: Eukaryota; Metazoa; Chordata; Actinopteri; Anguilliformes; Congridae.
GGUUGGCCUCAUAGGAGCUCUUUCUUUCCAUCAGUGGCUUUUAAGUUUCAGAAGAUAGUGUACAUACAUGUAGCUAGCUAUUUUUGUUUUCUGUAAAUAAUAUUUAAAGCGUCAUUCAAAUAAUGAGAAGAGUUACUCUUUUCGUAAAUGGAACCACCAAAAAUGGGAAGGUUGUGGCAGUAUAUGGGACCUUGGCCGACUUGCUGUCUGUAGCCAGUAAUAAACUGGGAAUCCGAGCCUCCAGCCUGUACAAUGGUAAAGGAGGCCUCAUCGAUGACAUCGCGCUUAUCAGAGAUGAUGACGUGCUCUAUGUUUCUGAAGGAGACUCUUUUGUUGAGCCCCUGAAUGACCUCAGGGCUGCAGACGAGCGCUCUGGAGCUCACACCGAUUGGCUGACUCUCAACAUUGGAGGCCGCCUCUUCACCACAACAAGGAGCACCCUGGUCAGUAAAGAGCCCGAGAGCAUGCUCGCACACAUGUUCAGAGACAAAGAUGUGUGGGGGAACAAGCAGGAUGAAAGGGGAGCUUACCUGAUCGACCGCAGCCCGGAGUACUUUGAGCCCAUUUUGAACUACCUGCGGCACGGGCAGCUCAUUGUCAAUGAGGGCAUCAACUUACUGGGAGUUCUGGAGGAGGCACGGUUCUUUGGGAUAGAGCAGCUUGCUGAGCAGUUGGAAGUAGCAAUAAAGAAUUCCCAGCCCCCAGAGGACCAUUCCCCCAUUUCCCGCAAGGAGUUUGUGCGAUUCCUGCUGGCCACACCCACCAAGUCUGAACUGCGCUGUCAGGGUCUGAAUUUCAGUGGGGCUGACCUCUCCCGCCUUGACCUCCGCUACAUCAAUUUCAAGAUGGCAAACCUGAGUCGCUGUAACCUCACGCAUGCCAACCUGUGCUGUUCGAACCUGGAGCGAGCAGACCUGUCUGGGGCUAACCUUGAUGGUGCGAACUUGCAGGGGGUGAAAAUGCUUUGUUCAAAUGCAGAGGGAGCAUCUCUCAAAGGCUGUAAUUUCGAGGAUCCCUCUGGCCUCAAGGCCAACUUGGAAGGCGCCAAUCUGAAGGGGGUUGACAUGGAGGGCAGCCAGAUGACCGGAAUCAACCUGCGUGUGGCCACGUUGAAGAACGCCAAGCUGAAGAACUGCAACCUGCGGGGUGCCACGCUGGCGGGCACUGACCUGGAGAACUGUGACUUGUCUGGCUGUGACCUCCAGGAGGCAAACCUGCGGGGGUCCAAUGUGAAGGGAGCCAUCUUCGAGGAGAUGCUCACCCCGCUGCACAUGUCUCAGAGCGUUAGAUAGCCUCUCGGCCUCUCGGCCCUGUUCCUGUGCAUUCCUGCAGGCUGGAGCUGGCCUCUCCCGGCUGCCUCGCCCACCCUGCCUCCGAGCCCGCCAGCCAGCCGCAGAAACCCGUAGCUCAAGCUCCCCUGGAACUGUAUGCAAUCCCAAUAUCUCUCCUCUAUGCACAGCCCUGGCAAUAUACCCAAUCUGUUCGCUUUAUUCUCUUGCACUAGGGCACUUCCAGGGUUGUCAUUCUUCCACGUGUGCGUCGAUCGUUUAUCGCAGUGUCAGAAUGUAAGCGUGGCACUAUUCGUUGUGAUGUCUGUCCUAAUAACCAGUUCAUAUGUGGUGUGUAGGUCGUGGUAACGCUGCGGACAUUCGAGGUUCACAGCCGCUGUGUCUGUCUGACGGCUGAGAUAUAUACGUGGUUGAGAGGUUUCUGACUUCUUAUGGAUGUAGGGAGAGAGAGAGUGUGUGCAUGUGCGCGUGUGUUGUAGACGCUGGCUUUAGAUGGAUAUGUAAAAUUCCAGAGACGGGGUGAAAAGGUACCGUCAGCAUGGCAGAACUAUCAGAGUAACCCUGCGUAUGAUUUGAAUAUAGGCUUGGGUGCAUGAAGGUCGGAUGUAAAACCGUGGUCCGGUACGUAGCUCUUAUUGUGAAUUUAGAGUACACAAUGUUAAUCUGUACAUGUGCUGUUUCUCGCACUCCCCUCUAGUGUGUAGUGUAGACCUGAUGAUUGACAUUGGCUUUGAAUCUACCUCCAUCUCAGCCAUUUUCUGACUGGCUUGUAUGUUGCUUGUAUUUUGUUGAUGUAUAUGCUGCCUCUAAUGGCAAAGGAAAGCCAUCACUCUGCAUCUAUACCCCCGCAGAUGAGUAUUGCUGCUUCUAAUCUUUGGAUUUGAGGUGUGAGGACAAGAAAUUCAUGGAAAUAUGAAUAUGUACCAAAUAUUGUUUCACAGUUGUCAUGAAGCUUUUCUGUCUUGCACCAAAUAGUAAGUGGAGUACAGUUGUAAAACAACACUCCCCAUAGGAUAACAAUAUUAUUGGCUGGAUUUCUCUUUUUCUUAUUUAUAUUGUAUAUGCUUGGCACCAAAACACGGUCCACACCCUUGUAUAUUUGCAUGCAUAUUCCAAUAGGCCCGUUAAAAAUGGUCAAACCAAAAUCAUUCGUAUCUCCCUAAUAAUGCUUCAUGAAGCAAAUCAUUUCCAAUUGAAUGUUGUGCAUAUCAACAUGUAGCCCUAAAAUAUUUCAAAUCUAGUGCUUCCCAAACAGUACAUUUUGCUUUGAUACUAGAAGGAUUGCUAUCACUGCUGGACUGUGAUUUGUUUUUUUAUUGUUUUUUUUAUUUACAUUGUAUCUGUUGUCAAACUGUAAAUUCAAGAGGUGUGGAUCAGGCUUACAUUACUGAAUUUAACCAUGGUUACCGUAACUGGCAAGAACCUAGUACGGCUUUCGAAAUGUAGGUGCAGCCAUUAUUUUCCCAUGGUACUCAGUCUUUCUUAUGGCAAUCAAAAAAAUAAUUUUGCACUCUGAGUGCAUCAUGCUUCAUAUAUUUAGAACCUUGAAAAAAGGGGGAAGGUUAUUUAUUUUAAUAUAUAUUCAGCUAUAUUUAUGUACAGAGGAGUUCAGUUCUUUUUUAAGACUGGGUAUAUGAUUGCUUCCCUAUACUUUCACCCAGUUCUGUGAUAAUUGCACUCACUCAGCCAAGGAAGUGUAUUUUCAUGAAUGGAAUGGACUGUUAAACAAACAAAUUGAAAACAUACCGAAAUGUCA